AUGGCGACCAGAGGGUCCAGCGCUAGCGACGAAAGGCAUCUCGGGCCCGAGGACGUACCAGGGACCUUGAGCACGGCUGUGCGUGAACACCUGCGGAAGCUGUGUCUGCGCGAAUUCCCGUGUGGCGUCGGAAGCUGGAAUAAAUCACGCUUUCUUCCUCGACAAUAUCGAACCUGGAGGGAAUUGAUCCCCAAGGAGGAGGAGACAGUGGGUCCCGAGGAGGAGACCGUGGAGGCCCUGCUGGGCCUGGUCCGCAGCAGCCACUCUCCAUGGGCUAUGCUGAAGGAUUCCAGCGCAGAGGACCGUUUCCUGAGAGAACUGGCCAUCCAGAAUCCACUGACGAUCAAAGACACUUUCUUCUACUCCUACUUCCGGUGCCUGCGGGUGGUGGACAAGGGGGUGAGUCUGGUGGAUAAAGAAAUCUUGAAAUUUCUAAAGCUCGAGGAGUUGGUCCUGAGUGCCAAUAAAAUCAAGGACAUCGAUGCCAACAAUCUGCCCCCAACACUGAAGGUGCUGGAGCUGUACGGCAAUUUGAUCGCCAGCAUGGAGUGUCUGUGCUCACCCCCACCCCCAAACCUGCAGCACCUGGGGCUAGGCCACAACAAGUUGCUGGGCCCUUUGGAAAGUCUGUAUGUCACCUCCAACAACUGGCCUCUUCUCGUCUCCCUGGACCUGGGCUUCAAUGACUUGACAGACCUGCAGAGCAUGAUACUGGGUCUCAGUACCUUAAAGUGCCUGAGACUCCUUGUGCUGCAGGGGAACCCACUGGCUCUGGUGCCUUACUACCGUGGCUUUACCGUGGACAGCCUGGCGCGCCUCUGUGUGCUGGACGACAUCACUGUGUCUCCCAGCGAGAAGCACCAGUUCCGGGGACUCAACAGUCAUGGCGACCUGUUGGCACGUGAGGCCCAGUUUGUGGUGACCAUUGGAAAUGUCAGGGGGGUUUUGGACAGCUCUAUCUUGGACCCAGAGCCAGGACCCGAUGGCCCUUUCAUCAGCUACAGCUAUUACGUGACCUAUGACUUUGUGGAAGAUGAGGAGAAGGAAGGGAUUACAAGUGGGAUGGAGGAGUUACACCCUGACAGCGUUCUGGAUGAGAUCGACAAGCCUUCCUCUGGCAUGGACGAGGAGGAGGAGGAGGAGGAAGAGGAGGAGGAAGACCGACAGGAGGUUCUCUCAGUGUUCCAGAGCCAAGCCCACCACCGCCCCGUCCGCCAGGGUGGCCGGCACAGGUUUCGUCCAGAGUCUCCUGAGGUGAUGUCCAGGGAGCUGUCUGAGUAUAUAGUUAAGGAGAUGAAUCAGAUGGCCGAGGACUCCGGAGAAUCUGGGAUCACAGAAGUAGAUGAGUCAGAGACAAGCAUUUCCAUCCACUCGGCCCCCCUGCCACAGUCCAUUGACUCUUCCGAGGAGCUGGCGAAGCUGCGGCCACGGCUAGACGUUCGGCUCUGUCCAUCCCCAGGGACAGUGCUCUUCAGCACCAUGCACAAGCCCUGGGCAGAUGUCAUCCCUUGCACCUAUGAGAUGAAGCACACCCUAAAGGAGCUGAUAAGGGUCAAGGCCUUCCUGCUGUCUGGGACCACUGUGAGCAUCGUAGAGGAGAAAAUCAUCUCCUGGCCUGUGGUACCAACUCCUGUUGAGAGUCCCUUGCCUGCCAAGAAGGGGAAAGGCGACAAGAAAAAGAAAGAGGAGCCUGCUAAGGACAAAGGCCCGAGGAAGAAAAAGGAGCCACCCAGAGAGCUGCGCCAGGAUCCACCUGUGCUGAGGGUGCUGGGCAGCGGACAGGUGUACCUGGAGCCCUUGCUGGCAGGGGAGCCAGUGGUGUCCACUGUGUGUAAUUUUGGGGUGGCCCGCACCCUGGAGACUGACAGGCUCACAUAUGCCAGGGAUUCAAAGAAGGUAAAGAAAGGCUCCAAAAAAGAUAAGUCAAAAGCGGCGGCUCCAACCGUAGAAAGCGGGUACCAGCCAGAGCCCCUGUCGGUGGAGGUCCAGAUCCAGUUGCACCAGUACCGCUCGGUGGAGGAAGCGUUCCUUAGCUUGAUUGACUAGCAGGGAGAAUAAAGGCUGCUCUGCA
Rattus norvegicus (Norway rat) is the source of this 2071-nucleotide messenger RNA. It is a transcript of the gene Lrrc43, whose product is annotated as leucine rich repeat containing 43. The record is from RefSeq and is marked validated. Lineage: Eukaryota; Metazoa; Chordata; Mammalia; Rodentia; Muridae. The coding region runs from base 1 to 2046 and encodes 681 amino acids. The transcript has 12 exons.